CUCUCAGAAAUUGCGGAUAUAACCUGGGAUAUACACAUUACACUGUACACUAGAAUGCUCAGUCUCAGAAUCCAGACUUCUUUGGGUUUCUCCUGGCUUCUCUCUGGCAGAUAACGGGUGAGAAGUGAGAGAAUUUACAUAACUGAAGAACCAGAUGGAUACUAAGUUCUGUUAAUAAUGAGUUUCUCAAUCGUUUUGGACAUAUGGUUACACCACCUUUUGUAGCUCACACGUCAUGUUGAUAAUUUAAAUUUUUGCUUAAGCUUCAAAUAAUAUUUAAUCGUUGUCAGCUUAUAUACAUACGAAUUUCUAAACAUGCGUCGAGCACGCAUCAAGGCAAUGGCAGCUGUGCCAGUACGAAAAAAAGUUGUUCAAGAUACGUCAACUUCUACUGACAAGAACAAUGUAUUCAACAUGGAACAGAAAAAAGAUACACCUGAUGCCUUAGAACAAAAUGCUACAAAAACUGCUGCUGAAGUGGAAGUACAGAAAAAUGAUCUACAUAAUACUGUUGCCCUAGAACAAAAGGACAAAGAUACAAAUGUUCAAGAGAAAAUUGUUGAAGACGAACAAAUUAAAGCUAAGUUAACAGAUGUGAAAAUUCUAGCUGAAAAAUCAGAGUCUCAAGAAUCAGCUCGAGAGAAACCUGGGAGAGAUUCUUGUGAAGCAUACACAAAAUCUGGUUUUCAAGAGCCAUGCAGUAAAACUAACUCAGAUUCCAAAGAAUCAUGCGUUCAAGUAAAGAAAAGCUCUCUAGAAUCGUCGCCUCAAAAGAAAUCAGAUCCUGAAGAAUCACGUGCCAAAGCGAAAUCAGAAUUGUAUGUUCAAGUGAAACCGGAUCCUCAGAAACCAUGUACUCCAACAAAAUUGUGUGCUCAAGCAAAACAAAGUUCUUCAGAACCAUGUGAUCAAGUAGACAACAAUUCUGAGAAAUUUGGUGAUCAUGUGGUUCAGGAAAAAAUUUUACCAGUCUCUCCUACAAAGAUAAUACAGAAUCGUCCAUGUUUCAUGAGACCCAUACCAAGAUUGGAUAGCAGUGGCAGGAUAAGAAAGAAUAGUAUACAGGGAAGCGGUGCCAGUGCAAGUGAAUCCGAGGAUGAGCAUGGCAAGAAAACAAUGUCCCUCACGCCGAGUCGUGUACGAAACGAUUCUGUCUGUUCUGUACAAAGCAAUAAGGAUAGCAAUCCAUGUGUCAAUGAUAAUCAAACCAAUUCUCCAAGAGUUAAGACUAUGCAAAAGAGACGUAUGGUGAUUUCGGAAUCAGCAAGGAAGCUGGCAGAGGCCAGAAGGGAAUUUUUGUUAAAGCACGAGAAUAAAACGCCCGACAGGAGUCAAUUAAAAAUGUACGAUCUGAUAUAUUAUAAUCCCAUAACAAAUCCCAUGAAGAAGUCAACAGAAGCACAAAAACCAAUAGUACCGCAACUGACGGAGACGCCGGAAGAGGAAGACGAGGACGAUCCCGUGGCGAUGCCUGUACCGCAAGUGAAAGUCGGACCUGAUGGUCAGUUAAUAAUAGACGAACAGAGUCUUGUGAUAGAAUCAUCAAAUACCAAACGAGCUAAAGAAAUAAUGUCAACGGACGUUAUCAUCGAGGAUGAGAAUUGUCACAGCGGUGGUUUCUACAAAAAACGACAAAGGGGCAAAGACUGGCCGAAAUGGGAGACAUUCAAAUUUUAUCGAGUAUUAAACGUAGUAGGUACCGACUUCUUACUGAUGCAGACCCUCUUUCCGAAUAGGACGAGACAAGAAAUUAAGCAAAAAUAUAAAAAGGAGGAGAGAGUCAAUCGGCAUUUAAUUGAGAAAGCAUUGAAAUAUCAUCAGGAAUUUGAUACCGAAAUGCUAGAAGAGCAAUUAGCAAUGCUACAAGAAUUGGAAAGUAUUCAAAGUGAAACUAAGAAAUCGGAGAAACCUAAGAAUGAGCAAAGCAUGACUAAAGCUGCUAGAAAGCGCAGGCAUCGAUUGGUAGCAAAGAGUAUAGGGGAAUGCGAGUCAUCAUCGGUUAAUGAUCAGGAAGAUGGAAACGCGACUGACGAGAUUGAUUCGGAGGCAAGUGGCGACGAAACGAGCGACGUUCGGCAUCAACGGACGAAGAGGAAGAGCAGAGCGCGGAAGUUGAGGCGUUUAGACUUCUCCGACAAGUCUGACGAUAACAGUUCUCACGCGAGUUCGAAAGAGCCCGAUUCGGACAGCGAUCCGGAGAUUUAUCAGGUCAGACCUACCAGAUCCGGUAGAUUACCAAAGUCGAAGAAGUCUCGGUCUAAUGUUAACGUUAAACAUGACAGUGACGCCGAGAAUGUGUCUUCGGUGAAUAGCAUGACUGCGACAUCGUCGCGGGAAGACGUAAAGCCUAUUGUGCCGGCCGAUAGUAGCGAAAACGCGACAAUGCCAUGUCCAGAGAAUCUUACGAACAUGAUACCGAAUAUCAAUGAGAUACAACCAGGAUCCUUGGUGAUCUUAUCGAGAGAAUCUACCGAGGACCCCGGAGACACUAUCUUGCAGGUCUACAUGGUCAGUUCGAACGUCGAUAACGCCAAAUGUAAUGUAACUCCUGUGGAUCUCCCGCCGACACUAUUAACGACAGUAACGAACAAAUUGGAAGAAGCCGAAUCGAUGAGCGUGUCGAAUGAUGAACAAUGAUUCUCCGCAUUUUAUUCAUCCGUUGUUGAUCUUUCAUAGUGAUCUUAUGUUAUAAGUGAAACAUUCUCGAUUCAUUGUAAACGGUCCUUUUUUUUGUUUCAUUAUUAUAGUUAUAUUAAUUUAUAUUAUAUACUUGUGUAUGUUUUUUAUAAAUGUGAAUACGAAAAAUUUUAUUUUUCAACUAAUUUCGUGCAUUGUGUUACGUAUUAUCAAUUCAGAAGAAUGUUUUCUGUAUCAUUUACUAUCAUAAGAAAUUAUUAUGAUUGAAGAUGGAUGUAUGCACAAAAAGACUUAUAAUAAGAAUUAUAAUUUGUCAUCGUUACAGCUUUUCAUCACAGAAUAUUAAGCUAGUGAAAUAAAAAGACGUUUCUUUAU
This is a messenger RNA of Ooceraea biroi (clonal raider ant), 3012 nucleotides long. RefSeq names its product transcription factor TFIIIB component B'' homolog Bdp1 (gene Bdp1). The record is from RefSeq and is a predicted model, not a curated record. Gene Ontology annotation, biological process: RNA polymerase III preinitiation complex assembly. Gene Ontology annotation, cellular component: transcription factor TFIIIB complex. Lineage: Eukaryota; Metazoa; Arthropoda; Insecta; Hymenoptera; Formicidae. Gene Ontology annotation, molecular function: TFIIIC-class transcription factor complex binding.